AUGCAUUUAAUAAGACCCGAGGUAGACUUCAUCAACGUCAUGUACCACGUUGUGAUCCACCACACCGGUGUCACUGGUUCCAACGCGGCGGUCCAGCGAUACAUGGAUCGAGGUGCCCCUCCGGCUCAGUAUGUAAAGUGGUAUCGGACGGCGGCCGCGUGUGAAGCUCCAUACCCGCUUGGCUGCCUAGUGCCGCUGAUGGAGGACCGGGAGACUGGGGCGGACCUUGGCAUGACGGGCGGAUUUAGCUGGGUACAACGAGGCGCCUGUCGAGCUCGCCGAAUCUUUUCACCGGGCUUUGACACAUGGGGUUCAAGUAUGAGGAUAGGAACUACGGGUACUGGGACCCGGACGAACUAUUGUGGUGGCAUAUGGAGUCAUGCAGGAAACUGGUGGAGGUUGUGGGCAAAAUUGGGACUUGAAUGCUAUAAGAAUUUGAGGGCUACUACUGAGGGCUUGGAAGCUUUAGCUCGGGGGAAGAACGGAAAGGAUGAGUUAUGA
Messenger RNA from Clonostachys byssicola, 501 nucleotides. The record is from the annotation of a GenBank genome assembly. NCBI's taxonomy places the organism in Eukaryota, Fungi, Ascomycota, Sordariomycetes, Hypocreales, Bionectriaceae.